UCACUAUUGAACGAUGCAGCCAUGGUGGCUAAAUACCGUGAUGCCGCUAUUAAGACCAACGAUACAACAUUGCAGCUGUCGUACGCAAAGUACUUACUGGAUAUUGGAGAGCCUUCAGAGAUCAUGGGAAUGCGCCAAUUGACCCAAGAAGCUAUUUACUGGGUCGAUCGACUGGCUAAGGAAGGUCAGCCAGAGGCUCAAUACAUUCGUGGGACAUGGUACGAGGAUGGUCUGUAUGGCACAAAGAAAAGCGCAGACAAGGCCCUGCGGUACUACCAAUCAGCAUCCAAGGGUGACUAUUCUCCUGCUCAUUACAAGGUCGCGUGCUUUUGUGAAAAGAGAAAGGACAAUAACAAGGCCAUCGUCCUCUACAAGAAGGCCGCAACACAGAAUGAUGUUCCUGCGAACCACCGCCUGGCUAUGGUCUACUUGUAUGGCGAUCUCGGUCAGAGCAAGAACAUGAAGACAGGACUCCAAUAUUUGAAGCGUGCUGCUUCGUCUGCGACAGAAGACUCGCCCUUAUCCCCCUACGUCCUCGGCCUAAUCCUAGCUCGUGAAUACACUGAGCUCAACAUUCCCGACGAUAUUGCUUUUCCCGAUGAUGGUGAGGCACUGGAAUGGUUCAAGAAGUCGGCCGAGUUAGAGUACGGCCCUGCAAACUACAAGCUGGGCUAUUGUUACGAGUACGGGACCCUGGGCUGCAAAGUCGACCCUUUCCUCUCGAUUCAGCACUACGAGCGUGCCGUAAUUGCGGGCGAUGGCAAAGGUGAGGCGGAGAUGGCACUCAGUGGAUGGUAUCUCAGUGGAGCAGAGAACUGCUUCGAGGCCGACGAUUCGCUUGCGUUCCAGUAUGCGGCCAAGGCGGCAGACAAGCAGCUUCCCAAGGCGCAAUAUGCGAUGGGAUAUUACUAUGAGGUCGGCAUCUCGGUCCCUAUCGAUAUGACGAAGGCGAUGGAAUUUUAUAAGUUGGCAGCGGCGAACGGCAAUAAGGAGGCACAGACAAGGUUG
Molecule: messenger RNA, 1008 nt
Organism: Gamsiella multidivaricata
Lineage: Eukaryota; Fungi; Mortierellomycota; Mortierellomycetes; Mortierellales; Mortierellaceae
Exons: 3
Molecular function (GO): protein binding
Source: RefSeq, a predicted model, not a curated record